This is a messenger RNA of Phytophthora sojae, 375 nucleotides long. RefSeq lists its product as hypothetical. The annotation marks the transcript as partial. The record is from RefSeq and is a predicted model, not a curated record. Lineage: Eukaryota; Oomycota; Peronosporomycetes; Peronosporales; Peronosporaceae. The transcript has a single exon.
AUGCUUGAGUUGCCGCUCGAUCGCGGCAGCAACGACACUUCGCGGCCCGAGCCAGUGCGCGCACCAUCGCCCGAUCGGCCUGCUGUGACGCCAACAUCGGCGACUCUCGAUGAGAAUGCAUACCUCGUCUCAAUUCAACAAGAACGUGGGCUUCAUUUGGCGAUGGACACCAGAUUAAGGAAAGCGUACGAGAAGAACGGCUCGUAUGGGCUGUUCGCGCUGUUCGUCACGGCUACACUGCGCGAAAGCAUCCGAGGGUGGACCUCGACUAAGUUAGAAGCGGCGGGGAAGAAAGCUUUGACCGAGAGCGAGCUCAAUGCGUACCUGGGGCUCGAGAUAGCCAUGAGCUUGUGUCCGCUCAACGAUAUUGCCGAC